Molecule: messenger RNA, 1272 nt
Organism: Bolinopsis microptera
Lineage: Eukaryota; Metazoa; Ctenophora; Tentaculata; Lobata; Bolinopsidae
Product: dnaJ homolog subfamily C member 22-like
Exons: 10
Coding region: 6-1238 (410 amino acids)
Cellular component (GO): membrane
Source: RefSeq, a predicted model, not a curated record
UUUUGAUGGCGAAUAUCGACCAGUUGAAAGUUUUCAAAGAUGACCCCUUCAAAUAUGAGAAGCGAAAAGAAAAAAUGUCGGACAGUGAAAGCACUGAUGAUGAAGUCAAAGUUAAGGCCGAAAAAUCAGUUUUCAAAGCUUAUCUUUGGUUAAUAUUUGGAGGAUUUGUGGGGGCUCAUCAUAUUUAUCUGAAUAACGACUAUCAGGCUGUUCUUCUGAUUGCUAGUGUAGGGGGCUGCUAUGGAUUGGGACUUAUAAUGGAUUUCUUCUACAUUCCACGAUACGUCGAACAAGCAAACAACCACCCUUAUUUCAAAGAUUUGGUAGAGUUGGAGAAAAAACACUUCAAAAAGCCUAGGUUGCACGUGGGUAUGAUAAUAAUACAGCUAGUGAUAGGAGCAUACAGCAGAACUCUAGCGACCAAAUCUAUACCUUAUAACGAGUACACAGUGUUUAGAAACUUCAUACUACCACUGGCUUCAACUAUCGGAGUAUGGUUGGUAGGAAAGGUGUUCCACGCUAAAAGCAGUUUCAAAGCCACUCUUCUUGGAUCCUACCUCUCAUUCUUCGUGCUACAGUACAUUCUACACAUUCCCAUCACAUACUUCCCCUUCGAUACAACUCUAGGAGCGGUGGUAUGUUACGCUAGAUAUCAGUCGUAUAACACGAGCCCGAGUCCUGGCAAAAUACUGAAGCACAAGAAGAAGAUAUUCUUGGCAACACUUGUUGUCAUGGUUUCACUUCAAGGGUGUUACUACUACAAUAACGCGACAAUAUCAAUACAAGGAAUAGAUCUCCCUUUGAAGGAUGUACUGAUAGAGUUUUUCAACUCUUCAGCCUGGAUUGAAGCUCGGAUAGCACUGGGGCAAUUUUAUGAAGAGGUCUGGGUGAUAGGAGUAAUGCCAGCAUUGAACAGACUCCAACUCUUCAACACAGACUCCUUGUCGGAGGAGGCAGCCUAUGUUAUAAUCGGAGUUGAGGAGAACAUCACUAAUGCCGCUCUUAAGAAGAGGUUCAGAGCCCUGACACUGGAGUACCACCCUGACAAACAGUCCCCCGACAAGAGGGAGAUGGCUAACAAGCACUUCAUGGAACUCAAGGCAGCUUACGAGGUGAUAAUAAAGAUGAGGUCCUAUAAGACUAAGAUUGAGGGUGCUAAGCUACUGAAAGAGAUAUCAGACAGACUCAACAAGUACGGGAAAAAGGAGAAGAAACUGAGAAACACUGUGGACCUGUAGAUUCAGAACACUUUUUUGACUUUUAUAAGAUAUU